UAAGGGGGCUCCUGUAGUCCUGUCCUCUGCCAUUGUGUCUUUUGAGGGGAUUCGUUUUUUGACAUGUCAAAAUUGCAAUUCCAAUCGCCGAUGCCCCGUUUAUGUAAAGUUAUCCAAGAAUCGCUGUAAAGCGUGUCAAAAAUGACCACGAAGGAUAAAGACAACAAAAAUUUUCAGGAUAAACUGAAGCAGUUUUUUCGCCUCAACAAAGGAAACUUCAAAAGUCGAGCCGAUGUUACGCUCACUAUAGACAUUGAAAAGGAGAUUGGCCCAGAAACUCCAUUACAACACAGAGCCAAAGCAAUCAAAGAUCUCUGUGACACAGUUCUCAAUCAUCAAUGGGAAGAGACUGCAGCGGAACGCUUGUGGCUUCUAGUUCAAGACUUAUUGACUAAGGACAAGGAAGUACCCCGAGAAUACAGACACUUAGCUCUACAAUUUUUACGAUGUCUUGUGCAAGGGCAAUAUGGCAAACUUUCCCCAAUAAUGCGUGUUAAAUUCUUCAUGGUAGUUAAAAAUCAUGAGGUACCCGAAGAUAUUGGACCGAGAUUGGAACUGCUGCAGAGUUUGACGGAAAAUGGGAAAGACAUCAUACACUUAGAGGACAGGAUAGGACCACUUUUGCUAGAUUGGAUGCCAACGGUUACUGGAAUUGAUGGCAAGAGAGGCGCAGAAUUCUUAUCGCUGCUUGUUAAUGUUAUAAAGUUUAAUUCUGCCUGCAUCGAUGCAGAUAUUAUUUCGAGUUUGGUACAAUAUAUUUGCCAUCUGUGCUAUUGUAGUAGCAGUGCUGAGGUAGUUUCUGGAUGUUUGGAAGCUCUUGACGCUGUUGUUUGUUAUGGCAAUCUUCAACCAGAUUCACUGCCCACAUUCAUUACUGCUCUUUGCCGUAGCGUUAAUGUUGAAUCUUAUUGUCAGAUUAGUUGGAAGAUAAUGCGAAAUUUGCUGGGUACGCGCAAAGGACAUUCGGCUUUAUGUACGAUGUGCCGGUUACUCCAAGAUCCGAAUGUUCAGAGAGAUGUUGGUUUAUUACGAGGAGCUGUUUUCUAUAUCAAUAUGGGUCUUUGGGGCACACAGAGGGCUCCAAAGUUGAAAUGUACUCCUACGUCGGUCCUACCAUCUUUUCUUCAGGCGCUUCAAUGCAAUCACCCGAUUGUUAUGUAUGAAGUUACUCUUAGCAUCCAAAGAUUGGUGAAUAAGUAUGGGGAAGAGCUGCAAGAUCCAACCUGGGAUAGGAUACUGGAUAUAAUAGAGGAAGUUAUCACUCAUACAGAAACGAGCAGUCAACCAGCUUCAAAACAAGUAUCAGUGAGUCUCCACGAAACAAUCAAUAGUAUUGAGAACCUCCUGGAUAAUGGACAUUACAAUGGUUGUGUUCAGAGAUUUUACGAAUUGAUCGACCGCUGUUCUAAUUCCCGUCCGGAACUAUCCGUACUGAGAUUGAUCAGCUAUUUAUCAAACUACAUAAACCCAACUUGUCAGUUAUGGUUGUCAAAACUCAGUACGUUGAUGGAUCGGUAUUUCAAAAGUGACACGCGAACCAAUAUCAGAGUCAAAGCUCUUGACGUGUUGACUAAGGUUAUAAAAAUAAACAGAUCGAAAUAUGAAGAUGAGCUGAUAGAACGAAUUGUGAUACCACACUUACAGCACAUUGAUUCGGAUCCUGAUACUACUAUUCGUAAUGUUGCGGCUCAUUUGCUGGUUGAUCUCUGUAUCGAGUAUGAAACCAAACGAUGUUUAGAGAUAUUGGACAUAUUGGAAAAGAUAAUCAACAAACCCUUUUCAUCGGAAGCUCCCAUAGCGGUUGAUUCAGAUGCAAAGGAUGUGAAAACUGCCGUGAUCGGAGUCAUAAAUAUAAUGACUGUGAAAAUGUACCAAUUGCCUUCAAGCCACGUAAUACGAGCUUAUAAAUUGUUAGUCAAUCACUUGGAACAGCACUACAAAGAACCGACUAUAUUUUACAAUGUAUCCACCAUCAGGUAUUUAAUAUUCGAGGCUUUCCUGAAAAUCCGCGCCAAUACUCACUAUCAUCUUGGCUAUCCCGACGCUAACACUGGAAUCGUAACACGCUAUAGUCCUUAUUUGGUUCUGGAGCAUGCUCCGGCUGAUAGACUUGGAAGCAAUGCUAGCGGAGGAGGUGGAGCUAGUCCUCCCCCAGCCAGUCCUGCUCCAGUACAGCAUGUCUCAUGUCAGAUUACACACAUGUCACUCGCACAUGCUUGUAAAGCUGUAGUCACAUGUCUCAAGCAAGAAAAAGACUGGCGGGUUCUUCAGUUAUUACUCAAAGAAAUGCCUCAGGUCAUGCAAAACAGGGCACUUAUUCUUUCGAGGCAUACCAACGAUAUUGAUUGUCUUGCAGCAGCCUUAUGCUCGAUGGUAAUGGUCAGUGACAAAUCUGUGCGGUUACCGGAAACACUGUAUAAUACGCCAUCCAAAUUCACGAUGUCUGAAUUCAGAGGAUUUGUAUUUCCAGUACUGGCGUCAUUGGCAUCGUAUCAUGCACAUCUCGAGCCAAACUUGCAACAGAGACUUAUAAAAUGUUUAGAGCUUGGACUUACGACAAGAUGUGCAAGUCAAUGCGUCACUAGCCUCACAACUUGUACCUUGGAAAUGCGUGACGCAAUGAACAAGCUUCUAUCGGAGGUGCUGUUAAAUCUUUCAAAAAUCUCAGCAACCGUUUAUAUCGCUAUUCCAAUACUUGAGUUCCUGUCAACACUCACAAGACUGCCUAAAGUAUUUGCCAGCUUUAUUGGUGAUCAAUACAUGUCCGUAUUUGCCAUAUCAUUGCCAUACACAAAUCCGUUUAAAUACAACCACUAUACGGUAUCUCUGGCUCAUCACGUCAUAGCUGUGUGGUUUUUGAAAUGUCGUCUUCCAUUUCGAAGAGAUUUCGUCAAGUUUAUCACAACUGGAUUGAAAGCGAACGUGUUGGUUCCUUUUGAGGAAGGUCAUUUAAUGAAAUCUGACUUGAGCUUAAUCAAUGAAGAUUCAUCGAGUAGAAAACGAAGUUCCAGUUUAACAGAACAGGGUAGUAGAGGGCGCAGGGAACGCCCUAUAAUGGCUAAUCGUAUGAUAGGUGAAGGUCGGGCAUUGGAUUUAAAGCCACAAAUUGACGAAGCUCUGAUGACGUUUCAUGUUGAACUAACCGAAACGUGUAUAGACCUUAUGGCUCGAUAUACAUUUUCAACUUGCUCUGCAUUGCCGAAGAGACUACCGACGGCUGAAUUCCUUCUCAAAGAAGGUCAAUCGAUGACCUGGCUAGUGGGUCAUCGAUUAAUAACAGUGACAACAAGUGGAUGUAGCAGUAAAGCCAUGCGCAAUGGACUAUGUGACAAUUGUUGGGUUGCUUGUAAGUUUGAUUCUCUUCCUCCUGAACAUAGUUCGAGGUACGCGCAGUCGUCCCUACAACGUGCAUCUAGUGGAGAAGGUUCAAAGGAUGAAAAUAAACUUGCGAGACAAUCAUCGAUUGGACAUGGCGGCUCUAAUACCAAUACGACGUCGAAUUCCCCGAUUGAAGAAUCAAAGAAAUUACCUGAAGAAUCCGAUGUUCCAAAGUUGGAAUUCCCUAGUGAAAAGUCUGACAAAGAAUUGACCGAGCCUUCAAAACUGGAUCAAAUACUUUCCAGUGAAAAACAAGAACAUAUUCCAUGUGCUUGUUGGUGUCAGGGUUGGGCAGAAAUUUAUGUGAGGAGACCAACGGGUGACAUGUCCUGGGUCAUGAGAAUACAGAAUUCUAUGCAAUUCGAAACAUCUCCUUUAGAUUUCCCAGUCAAUGAUAUAACUACAUUGUAUAUGCCCACACCGCAAGCAACAACUAACAAAGUUCAAGAACCAAGUUCUACUCACGGUCAUCAAGAUAUUCAAGACGACGAUAUUCGGGAUAUACUUGAAAACAAUCUUGCGCAAUUGAACGUAGAGCCAGAAGGCGGGCUGUUGAAAUCUGUAACUUCAUCCUCAGUAUCAUCAGGACCAAUCGCUAUUCCAGGCUCUCCCGCUCGACGGAGUCCUUCACGUCAGAGUUCACGCGAUAGUCUUGAAGGCUUGGAAGAAGGCGACGAAGAUUUGAGGCGCUCGAGAAAUCCUGUAAGGAGAUCUAAUUCUAGUCCCGAAAUGAGUGCAAAUUGGAAGAAUCCUUUCCUCAACAAAGAUAAAUUAGUUCUUCAGAAUGAUCGGGAUCUCAACACGACAGAUCCGGAGGGCAAGCUUGAUCCCGAAGUGAAAAAGCAUACCAAGACUACGUAUGCCAAAGAUAUGAGAGUGAGCUGCGAAGCAAUACCAGAGGAGAUUUCUGGAACAGGGACAACUCCGCCGAUGUCGGAAGGCACUGUUGAUCAUCCAACUGGCCUACGUUCACAGCAUUCAUAUCCUGGUGCCACUCAAACAACGCAAACGUCCAAUAUUACGACGAGUAAUACCGUGCCACCAUCACCGACUGCAACACAGGCUCCUGGGAAUUUUCUUUCCCUCCAAAAUAGGGGUACUCCGAUACUAUCCGGUGUUCCAUCACAGAUGCAGGCUUCUACUGGAAAACCGCCGCAGUCUCCCACGCAGCUUUAUUCGCGACUGAGUAUUAUCCAUGAUUCUGGAUUGAAGCAAUCGCCAUUGGCUAUCGACACUAAACCUCCCAUUGGCAGAAAUCAUCCCGUUGACAAAAAAGACGAUAGACCAGAUCCAUCAACUUUACCACCAUUAACUUUCCGUGAUCGGGGUCACACAAUAUCAGUAAUGAGUCCAGUUAAAAAAUCUCGCGGCGAAUGGGACAAUAUUCGUCGUGGGAAUUCCCCACGCAGCAAAGACCCUCCUCGGACCGGAAUAAAUCCUAGCUUCGUCUUCUUGCAGUUGUACCACACCGCUCAUUUUGGUACAACUGAGGAAAAACCAUUGUUAGUUUCCCAAACAGCAGCUGUGCAAAGAGCCGUUAAGGUUUUGGACGCGAUUCCUCCUUACGAAACACAUAAGAUUGGCGUAAUAUACAUAGGGAUUGGUCAGGUAUCAAACGAAGUAGCGAUUCUUGGCAAUCAACACGGCUCAUUGAGAUAUGCAGAAUUUUUGCAGCGCCUAGGGACUCUUAUCAAAUUGAAAGAUGUUGAUUCGCAAAGUAUAUUCCUGGGAGGGCUCGAUCGAAAUGGUGAAAAUGGGAACUUCGCAUACAUUUGGCAGGACGAUGUUAUGCAGGUCAUAUUUCACGUCGCUACAUUAAUGCCAACCAAGGAAAGCGAUCCGCAAUGUACUGGCAAGAAACUACACAUUGGGAAUAACUACGUUAACAUUGUAUAUAACGAAAGCGGCGAGCCAUAUAAUAUACAAACUGUGAAGGGGCAAUUCAAUUAUGCCUGUGUUGUUAUUCAGCCUCUUGACCAUGGGACAAAUAGAGUCACGGUCCAAGCACGAGAGGAGCUUGCAGAACACAUUGGACACAGCGAACCUAAGAUUAUUUCAGAUCAAAAUCUAGCUAUUCUUGCACGUCAACUCGCCCUUCAUGCCAAUCUUGCCUCGAUGGUUUCAUCAUCUCUAAAAACCAAAGGUCAUAAUCCCUAUGCCUCAAAUUGGCUCGAAAGACUGCGUCAAAUUAAACGGCUGAGAAUACGUGUUCUACAAGAGUCUGCCGCCAAUAAUCCCGACGGACCAUCUGAUGAUUUGUCUCCAAGAUCGAACAAGAUAGUCCACAUGGAUGACUUUACAGAGUACACCACAUAAUUGUUGUUCGUAUAAUUUGUACUGAUAUGUAACUGAAUGAAAAAUUAUGUUAAAUAUAUUAGUCUGAUACUCAAAA
Messenger RNA from Athalia rosae (coleseed sawfly), 5770 nucleotides. It is a transcript of the gene gig, whose product is annotated as tuberin. Gene Ontology annotation, cellular component: TSC1-TSC2 complex; nucleus; cytoplasm. The transcript is spliced from 29 exons. NCBI's taxonomy places the organism in Eukaryota, Metazoa, Arthropoda, Insecta, Hymenoptera, Athaliidae. The record is from RefSeq and is a predicted model, not a curated record. Gene Ontology annotation, molecular function: GTPase activator activity. Gene Ontology annotation, biological process: negative regulation of insulin receptor signaling pathway; negative regulation of phosphatidylinositol 3-kinase/protein kinase B signal transduction; regulation of small GTPase mediated signal transduction. The coding region runs from base 142 to 5694 and encodes 1850 amino acids.